Kwoniella shivajii is the source of this 306-nucleotide messenger RNA. RefSeq lists its product as uncharacterized. The transcript has 4 exons. Bases 1 to 306 code for a protein of 101 amino acids. NCBI's taxonomy places the organism in Eukaryota, Fungi, Basidiomycota, Tremellomycetes, Tremellales, Cryptococcaceae. The record is from RefSeq and is a predicted model, not a curated record.
AUGUCAUCUAACAACGUCCUUCAACAGUCCAAAGUUCAGCCUACCGCUACCGCUACCUCAACUCAACCUCAACCCCCUUCUUUCCUUCAAAAGAAAGGUCUACUAGGUAAUACAGGUAGAGGAGGUCCAGCCUCAAUCGUAUCUCCAACAGAUAACGUACUCUCGCCAUGUUCAGCUAAAUUAAGUGGUGCCAAACAAAAACAUUUCGGAAAAGGUAAACCCAUCUUACUCGCCAGUCAACUCUCAAAACUCGCUUCGUCAAACUCAAAUUCUAGUGUCAAAUCCGAUGCCAAGGUAGAUUUCUAA